Messenger RNA from Lontra canadensis (Northern American river otter), 948 nucleotides. Its product is annotated as olfactory receptor 52N2-like. Lineage: Eukaryota; Metazoa; Chordata; Mammalia; Carnivora; Mustelidae. Gene Ontology annotation, molecular function: olfactory receptor activity. Gene Ontology annotation, biological process: G protein-coupled receptor signaling pathway. The record is from RefSeq and is a predicted model, not a curated record. Gene Ontology annotation, cellular component: membrane.
AUCAUGCAUGAAGCCAACAUCUCCUGCCUGACACCAAGAUACUUCAUUCUUGAUGGGAUUCCUGAACUAGAAGACUUACACAUCUGGAUCUCCAUGCCCUUCUGCCACAUAUACAUCAUCGCUGUCCUGGGGAACUGUGGGCUCAUCUACUUCAUCAGCCAUGAUGAGUCCCUGCAUCAGCCUAUGUAUUACUUUCUAGAUCUGUGGUCUCUUACAGAUAUUAGUGGGUGCACUUCAUUUGUCCCUAAUAUAUUAUGUAUCUUUUGGUUCAGUCUCAAAGAGAUUGACUUUAAUCCCUGCUUCGUGAAGAAGUUUUUCAUCCACAUGUUGACAGGUAUGGAGUCUGGCGUGCUCAUGCUUAUGGCCCUGGAUCACUAUGUGGCCAUUUGCUACCCUCUUUGCUAUUCUAGCAUCCUUACCAACACAGUAAUUAUCAAGUUUGGGUUUGCUACCUUCAGUCAAAGUUUGUUGCUCGUGAUCCCAUUCACUUUCCUGGUCAACUACUUUUACUACUGCAGGGGCAACCUCAUCCACCCCACCUACUGUGCUACGUCUGUGGCCAAACUGUCCUGUGGCAACAUCAAGAUUGAUGCCAUCUAUGGUCUCAAAGCUGCCAUAUUGAUUGGAGGAUUUGAUAUGUUUUGUAUUUUCAUGUCUUACACCAUGAUUAUCGGUCCUGCAGUGAGUCUGUCAUCUUCAGAUACUCACCACAAAUCCUUCAGCACCUGUACAUCUCUUAUAUGUAUUAUUGUCAUUACCUAUGUCCCAACCUUCUUCAACUUUACUCAUCAUUUGAGGGGACACACCAUACCUCACCAUGUUCACAUUUUUAUAGCCAAUCUCUACCUGUUAAUGCCUCCCACCUUGAAUCCAAUUGUCUACGAAGUAAAGACAAAGCAGAUCUGUGAAGGAGUGAUCAAAUUGUUUUUAGCGAGAAAGAUAUUUUGA